AUGUCCGGCGAGACGGAACCCCUCCUGCCUCGAUACGAGGACGAAGCUUCCCUGCAACGCCAGCUGCAUCAGAAAUUACAUACCUAUCAAAUGCUCCGUGCUCUUUCCGAGGGUUACAUGCCCUCCACUGACCAGACCAUCGCCAAUCUCCGCGCCUGGCUCACUUUGGACAUUUUCAACCCCCGUACCCCGGAUCUAGGCGCGGUGGGGCGCCAGCUUGUCCGAGAUAGCCGUCGAUGGAUCCAGCUCUUGAUCGAGUGCUUGCAGAUCAAGAAUGGAGAAGAUCAAUUGCAGGAGUUUCUCUGGCAUCUCUCCCGUGCUAGAGCUUCUGUCCAUUCGAACCAUAUUUCACAACGGGCCUUACAUACCAAAGCUACAGCUGAUACUAGAGCUGCAUAUGAUAGCUUUCGCACGAUAGGAAAUCUUCUUCUGACCAAUGCCGACUUUCGUCUGUUCAUCAAAGACCUAACCAUCGUCGGACGUGAGAUAUUCUCCGAUACUGCCUUUUCCCUCUCUAUCGCCUCUCGACGCAUUGGGGAGCGAUUGAAGCUCUCUCAAGACGAGGAACAUGCUCUUUCCCGCGCUGGCGCUGACGAAGACCAUGAUCCCUCCAACGAGGAGCUUCGCGAGGGGGUAGCUCAGGUGGCUCAAGUUGCAGGAGAUGGGCUGGCUCGAACUGGUCGGGAUGCCCUGGAAUCUGCAGAGGAACAUUUAUGCGGGCGGGAACAAGAGACCCUGAUGUAUAGACUGAAACAAACUGUCGUUCAACUUAGAGAAAGCAAGGACUAUACAGACUCCGUGGCGACACUGGCGCGUCUCUUGCAGCAAUAUGCCAAAACGUAUGCUAGGGCAACCGUGGAUGUCGCCUCCACAGCGGAAGAGGAAGUUGAUAUCAACGACGACCUUAGGCAAGCGAUGCAGAAAUUCUGGGCUCUCCUUCAAUCACUAGGCGACGCGCAGGAAUGGCAGGCGUUAGAGGAGCGAUUCAAUGACGUGUUGCAGCAUGCCAGCCGGGACCCUGAAUUUGAAGAUCUUAUCUCGGAGGUGGGCUCUGCGAUUCGGGAAUUCAUGACGAACCCGGAUUCGUUCGACUCCGCUCCGGAAGAACUGAACAAGCUCAAGAAGAAAUCCAAACAGGUUGGAGCCGAUUCCACCCUGCGAGAAGAGGUGGUCGGCGUUCUUGAACAGGCAAAAAGGGCCCUGCAAACCGUCUCUCAGGAUGAGACGGUUUCCAACCUACUCAGCGCAACGAAGAAACUCUAUAACGAUGCUUCCGACGGAUACUACGACCGACGGCGAAAAUUGCCUGCAGACCUGGUAGAGGUGUUUCUUCCUCUUAUUCUCCGCAGUAUUCAGUACAUCCCUAUCCCACGUCUAGAAAUCUCCUCCCCAGAGUUCGACCUUUUGGUGGAGAACCUUAUCCUAGAGCCCGGACACACCGUGAACUUUUCAUCCUUUCUCCCAUAUCGCAUGCAUCUCACGACGCGGAAUGAUAUCGACAUUGUAAAGAAGCAUUCCAAGAAGGCAGUGACAGACAUAAAAACCACGUUUACUGCGACCGUCUGCGGUCUGAACAUCGCCGCGUCCGAGUUUGGAUACUGGAUCCGCGUGCAUACGAUGCCCUUUUUCCACUUCAGCGACGAAGGAGUCGCCAGCUUCUACCUCGACCGGCGAGGAAUCGAUAUUUCUCUUGACGUGGAGGUGGGGCGCGAACGCCUGGAGCAGAUCUUCAGCCUCCGUGGCGUGCGCGUACGAAUCCACAAGCUCGACUACAAAGUGCACCGGGGGAAAUGGAGAUUCCUCCUCUGGUUGACCAAGCCGUUCCUCAAGCACAUGUUCCGCCGGGUUCUGGAGAAGCGCAUCGCCGAGCAAAUCGUCCAGGCUGCUGCUGCUCUCAACCGGGAGCUGGUGUUUGCUCGAGAACGCCUUCGAGCGGCUCGCAUCGCUAGCCCGCCAGACCUAUUCACCUUUGUCCGGGCAGUCCUCGCUCGACUGAAACCAGGGAGCGACCCUGACCUCGAAGCUCAUAUUGGCAUCGACACCGCUGGCACUGGGGUCUUCCGAGGCGUUUACGCACCAGGCAGCCUUGUCAAGGCAUGGCAUGAGGAGGCAAUACAGGCGCAGGAAGCCAUAGAAGAGGGAGAUGAAAGCCACGGGUUACACCAAACCUGGCGAAACGCCAUCUUUGAUGUUCCGCGUUGA
Messenger RNA from Aspergillus ochraceoroseus IBT 24754, 2202 nucleotides. RefSeq lists its product as uncharacterized. The record is from RefSeq and is a predicted model, not a curated record. Gene Ontology annotation, molecular function: lipid binding. The transcript has 2 exons. Lineage: Eukaryota; Fungi; Ascomycota; Eurotiomycetes; Eurotiales; Aspergillaceae. The coding region runs from base 1 to 2202 and encodes 733 amino acids.